Molecule: messenger RNA, 374 nt
Organism: Rotaria sp. Silwood2
Lineage: Eukaryota; Metazoa; Rotifera; Eurotatoria; Philodinida; Philodinidae
Source: the annotation of a GenBank genome assembly
AAAAUCAUGUUGGCAAUUCAUGCUGCGCAGCAACCCGUAAAUAUUUUGAAAAGUUAAAACAAGAAUCAGAACAAAAUCAUACAAAUCCACAUAAUAUAUUAACUCAAGUAAACAUUGGUGUACCAGAUGAGGUACGUGUUCAAUUACCAACGAAUGAUAGUUUAAAACGAAAUGUUCGUCGUUGGCGUCAAGUAACUACUACUGAACCAACACCAACAACCUUUGAUUUUCCAGUUAUUCCAACAAAAUAUCAUCAAACAACUCGUAACACUAUGUUUUUUCGGAAAGAUACAGGUCCAGGUUUGAACAGAAUGUUAUUGUUUUUCACUGAUGAACAACAGCAAAUUAUGGAAAAUGCUACAGUAAGUUUUUAA